Molecule: messenger RNA, 246 nt
Organism: Geodia barretti
Lineage: Eukaryota; Metazoa; Porifera; Demospongiae; Tetractinellida; Geodiidae
Source: the annotation of a GenBank genome assembly
AUGAACAUUACCCAGUACCGGCUCGCCAAGGCCAUCGGCGUGGAUGCCCGGCGCAUCCAUGCUAUUGUCCACGGACAGCGUGCGAUCACGGCCGAAACGGCGUUGCUGUUCUCGCGCUUCUUCGGAAACUCCGCCGGGUUCUGGAUGGGGCUUCAAAGUCAGUACGAUCUUGAAACCGCCGGAGACCGUCUUUCGGAUAAACUGAACGCGGUGGUUGCCCUCUCUUCAACCGGUGGUAAAGAUUGA